Cephus cinctus (wheat stem sawfly) is the source of this 689-nucleotide messenger RNA. It is a transcript of the gene mRpL35, whose product is annotated as 39S ribosomal protein L35, mitochondrial. Gene Ontology annotation, biological process: translation. Lineage: Eukaryota; Metazoa; Arthropoda; Insecta; Hymenoptera; Cephidae. Gene Ontology annotation, cellular component: ribosome; mitochondrion. The transcript has 4 exons. The coding region runs from base 86 to 643 and encodes 185 amino acids. Gene Ontology annotation, molecular function: structural constituent of ribosome. The record is from RefSeq and is a predicted model, not a curated record.
UCGGGUGGCCGGUCAGGCAGCCAAGGAAAAAAGGGAACGACGGCACAAAACAGCUGGUUACCGGCGGAACUCAGUGAAAAGAAGAAUGUUGCGUAUUAUUGGCUCAACUUUUAGAGAGGCGGGUAUCCGUACACUAGGAGCGAGUUCCAAAGCACUGACACCAAUUAACGUGAAUAAUUUAGCGCAACUUCGAUGCUUGAGUAUAUUUUCUUCUCAGAUACAUGCUCAAUCCAACACCAUUGGAAAUGCUCAAAAUAAAACUUUACUAAGCCCACCACUAACAUGCAGAAUUCUGCCGGUUGUGUUGCAGCAAAUGCAACCAACGGUAAGGACAGUUACAAAAUUCUCCUUGAAAAAAGGAAAGCGAAGAUCUGUAAAGACUGUCCUUAAAAGAUUUUUUAGGUUACACUGGGGCGUAUGGAUCCGUACGAAGGCAGGACGACAUAAAAGACUUUGGAAAAAAAGUUCCAACCAAAAACGUCGCUUGCGUCAACAUGUCUUUACAAAUUCUACUCAAUCCUAUUUACUUGAUAAGAUGGUUACAAACUUUUGGAAAAGACCGAAAUAUUAUGUGGACGAUCCUUACACUCCUUAUCAUCAAAGAGAAGAAUUUUGGAUUACUAGAAAAGCUCCCAAACCCUAAAUAAACCUGUAUUCAAUUUCGUCGACAAUACAUUCAUGCAAAAUUA